AUGGUGAUCACUGUGCUCGUGAUGUUCGGUCAAGUGGUGUUGGAGAUCGGUGUGCCCUUUUCGAAUAUUCUUCGACUUAUCAAUCUGGUGCUACUGCCAUUCGCCCUUUACUUGGCUUGGCGCUUCCGGUCCCAACUCGAAAGCAACAUCCCCUUCAUCUGGCAUGAUGCCCACGCAAGCAACUUGCUUCU
This is a messenger RNA of Symbiodinium necroappetens, 191 nucleotides long. The record is from the annotation of a GenBank genome assembly. NCBI's taxonomy places the organism in Eukaryota, Dinophyceae, Suessiales, Symbiodiniaceae.